AGUUGAACGUGUCGAGAGCGCUGUUUUGUACGCAAUUUUUUAAAACAAAAGACAGGAAAAAGCGUGCGGUGAAUUGAAUGAAAAGUGUUUUUAUCAAUCGGUGUUUUCAAGAACUUUGGGUAUUCGGAAAACAGAUUUAGAGAGUUUUUAGUUGCUAAGGGAAAAAUUCGAUAAUCUGAAUAUUUGAACGCACCCUUCGCACCAAUUUUGCGUUUAGCUCUCACCGAAACGUUUGAUUUAAUCAAUUAAAUGCGAAUCGGUUAGCAGUGCCAAAAACAUCAACUUUUUAUUCCGUUGUCUGCAUACGUUCAUAUGUACAUAUUAUUUGUACUUAUAUUUUUUGUGCGUGUGUGUGUGUUGUAACAGUUGUUUAUUCUGAGCGCCGACAGCACCACACUUUCUGGUCAACUUGUGCCGUUGUUUGGUGGUAUUGUUGUCCAUAGCCAAACGCGUACUUCCCCCCCAGAGUUUGGGGUGCUACGAAGAAAGGCGAAACUCACGCAGAGUGAAACUCCAGCGAAGUCCCUCAGCUCUCCAGAAACUAUCCCUGUCAAACCAGCUACAGAAACACUCCAACAAAGGUGCUUCCAAUGUGUUGUGCAAUAUCAUACAAUCAGUAAUAAAAAGUCAUUCAGCAUUGACAUUAAAGCGCUCGACGCGAAAUUAUAAUUCAGAGACAGUGCCGUAUUUGACACGCGCCGCACAAAUAUUCGUUCCACUGUGCAGAGGGAAACAGAGGGAAAAAUUUAUAAAACAACGGCAAACAGAAUCAUUGACGCAAGAGGAACGACAAAAAAAGCAUAGAAGAAGGGGAGAGAGCGCGCUUAUUUGGUUUAUUUAAAGACUCACCUGCACCGCGGCACCGCCCCGCACUUCAACAACAAGUACACCAAAAAUAAUCAUUCAACCUUCCAAUGUAAACGGCAUAAAUGACGAAAGAUCACAAUUAAAAUAAAAUGGUUGUAAUCUAAACACACGACUCCAGAAGAGCUUUCACUAUCAAUUCAACUUAAAAAAGUACUCAGCAUCAAUCAGCAUUGGCAGCUAAUCGAGAGCCAUAAACCAUAAAUCAUCAUCACGCCUAAACGCAGCAGAAAAAGUAGCGAUUGAGUUACAUAAUAUUUAAGUUUUGUUCAGCAUACGACAUCCAGCACAGAACUGAAAGAAACGCCGUCGAUAUGUUCGCCCGUCCGCCCCCGCACUGUGCGCCGCGCACUUGACACGCGUUAAACCCCCCACGUGGCCUCACCAGAGGAGUGUGGAGUGGAGUGGAGUGCAGAGCAGAGCAGAGCAGAGCAGGAGAGGCAACGUGCACCCACCUGCCACAGGAGCAGCAGCAGCUGCAGAAGCAGAAGCAGAACCCAGGCAUCAUUCAUAGGCGUUCCCCUUAGUUUUCUUAUUUUGUUUUGUUUUGCUGUUGCAAAGUUCCUUUUUAUUGGCAUCGAAAAGUGUUGUUUGGUUUCCCCCGCAUGAAGGUGCCAAGGCAUAAACUGUUCACUGGCAACCACAACUGCCACAAGAGCAACAGCAACAUCAUCAGCAGCAGCAACAGCAACAGCAUCGGUAGCAAGCAGCCACAGUUGCCAUCAGUUAUUGUUCAAUAUAUUCUCCGUUGGCCAGUGAUAAGCCCCCUAACGUUCUUAAUGAAUGACAUUCGGUUCAAGUCAUUUUAUCGUGCCAGCAAAACGACAUCCGCCGCAGGAGCUGCAACAGGAGCUGCCGCAUCAAAAUCGUGCGACAAGAGCCAGAACAACAAUCCUCGUACUUACAACAACAGCAGCAAAUCGAACAAAGUGUUUCUCCACUAUAUACCACGCGAUCCGCGCCUAAGAAUCCUCCAGCGAACCGCCGCCCUCAAUAAACCCUUAAAACAUAGUCGCUACACCCUCAGCGAACUGAAUAUAACUGAAGAUCUGUGCAAUUAUGGUGAAUUAAUUGGCGGCAAUAAUACUCGUACUCGUAUUCGCAGUGUGUAAACACAAAUAAAUAGUGACAGUGGAAAACAGUGCUGGAAAUACUAAAGUGCAACGUUCGAUCACAGUUUUGGUACGCUUCUAGGUUCUCCUGUUGCCCCAGGGUCGGAUCAGUGUGCAUGUGGCUUUUGCAGGAUAAAAGCACACUGCACUGCAAGAAAACUGGAA
This is a messenger RNA of Drosophila guanche, 2141 nucleotides long. RefSeq lists its product as uncharacterized. Lineage: Eukaryota; Metazoa; Arthropoda; Insecta; Diptera; Drosophilidae. Bases 1470 to 1976 code for a protein of 168 amino acids. The transcript has 3 exons. The record is from RefSeq and is a predicted model, not a curated record.